Messenger RNA from Macadamia integrifolia, 1105 nucleotides. RefSeq names its product tetraspanin-6-like. Gene Ontology annotation, biological process: auxin-activated signaling pathway. Lineage: Eukaryota; Viridiplantae; Streptophyta; Magnoliopsida; Proteales; Proteaceae. Bases 128 to 976 code for a protein of 282 amino acids. Gene Ontology annotation, cellular component: plasma membrane; plasmodesma. The transcript is spliced from 3 exons. The record is from RefSeq and is a predicted model, not a curated record.
AAAAGAAGAGAGGCAGCAAGGAAGACAAGCUUAAGAAGAAAAGAAGGAUAUAACACAGCAGAGGCAAAGAGAGAGCUUCAGAAACAGUUGGUGAGGUCUAUGUGUAGAAGAGAAUGCUAGAGAAGAGAUGAAUUGGUUCAGUAACACAGUGAUUGGCUUUCUGAAUCUCUUCACCCUUUUAGCUUCCAUACCCAUCAUAGGAGCAGGGCUAUGGAUGGCCAAAAGCAGCACCUCUUGUGAAUCCUUCUUGCAGACACCACUUAUGAUCAUAGGGUUCAUCAUUCUAGUGGUUUCCCUUGCAGGCUUCAUAGGUGCUUGCUUUAAUGUGCCAUGGGCUUUGUGGUUCUACUUGCUUGUGAUGUUGUUGCUUACUGCCACCUUAUUGGCCUUUACCAUCUUUGGCUUUGUGGUCACCAGCCAAGGUGGUGGUGUCAAAUUAUCUGGUCGGGUUUACAGAGAGUAUAGGCUUCAAGACUACUCUCCUUGGCUAAGGCAACGAGUACAGGACCCUCAUUACUGGAGUACUAUUAAGACUUGCGUCUUAGGUUCCAAGAUCUGUGCCAAACUUGCCUCCUGGACUCCCCUAGAUUAUCUAGAGAAGGACUUGACUCCUGUACAGUCUGGUUGCUGCAAGCCACCAACCUCAUGCACUUACGGGACGGCAACGAUGUUGGCACAAGAUGAAGACUGCUACAAGUGGAACAACAUGGCCAAUUUGCUUUGCUAUGAGUGCAACUCCUGCAAGGCUGGUGUACUGGAGGAUGUGAGGAAGGACUGGCAUAAGCUAUCAGUCCUUAAUGUAGUUAUGGUUGUGUUUCUGAUUUGCAUCUAUUCCAUUGGGUGUUGUGCUUAUCAGAACACCAAGAGAUCUCAGACUGACUAUCCGUAUGGAGAGAAUAGGAUGAAAAGAGUGAGACCCAGAUGGGACUAUUAUUGGAGGAGAUGGUGGCAAGGCCAAAGAGAAUUUCUUUAUUAGAUCUCUCUCUCUCUCUUCCUUCUGUGUUAAGUACUUUAAUAAGUUCAUGUCUAGUUUUGCUUUUACUUUGUAAAGAAGCUAGUUUUACUUUAUUUUAAAGUUCAAAAUCCAAACCAGAAGUGUUCUUCA